This is a messenger RNA of Sardina pilchardus (European sardine), 2596 nucleotides long. RefSeq names its product annexin A6-like. Lineage: Eukaryota; Metazoa; Chordata; Actinopteri; Clupeiformes; Clupeidae. Gene Ontology annotation, molecular function: calcium ion binding; calcium-dependent phospholipid binding; phospholipase A2 inhibitor activity. The transcript is spliced from 25 exons. The coding region runs from base 16 to 2241 and encodes 741 amino acids. The record is from RefSeq and is a predicted model, not a curated record. Gene Ontology annotation, cellular component: cytoplasm; plasma membrane. Gene Ontology annotation, biological process: gliogenesis; arachidonate secretion; regulation of inflammatory response.
UAUGUGCUGAGUUAAAUGAGGAAGUUUUGGAGGCCGACACAAACUGCACAUACUGGCUUGGUUGCCGGCCGCUCCACCCAUUCCACAGAUGCAGUAUGGGUGUUGUCACAUCUAGGUGUGUCAGCCUCCCGUGCAACAUUUCAAGGCAGAUACUCGGAAAGCAGACAUUCAGAUCUGAUCAUGUCAUACUUCAAGAAAAUCUUCAAGAAAAUCAUCCAUGACAAGUCUGACGAUGACUCGGAUGGACAUGAAGGAAAGGCUCCAGUGAAGCCGUAUCAUGGAACAAUUACCCCACACCCUAACUUUAAUCCCAGUUCGGACGCUUCAGCUCUGCGCAAGGCUAUUGAGUCAAGAGAUGUGGAUGAGGCUACCAUAUUGGAGGUUCUGGUGAAGAGGACCAACGCCCAGAGGCAGGAGAUCAAAGCUGUGUACCAGCAGCAGGCUGGAGAGCCUCUGGAGGAAGCUAUCAAGUCUGCAUUGCGGUCAGACUUUGAGGAUGUCGUCUUGGCUUUACUUAUGACUCCAGUCCAGUAUGAUGCCUAUGAACUGAAACACGCUAUGAAGGGUUUUGGUACGUGUGAGUGCAUCUUGAUAGAAAUCUUGGUGUCCAGGUCAAAUGAAGAAAUCAGAGCAAUUAAGAAGCUCUUUCAAGAUGUCUAUGAUGAAAGCCUGGAGGAGGACAUUAAGAGUGACACAGAUGGAGAUUUACAGGAUGCCUUGCUAGCCCUUUGUAAGGCUGACCGGAGUGAGGAUACCGACAUGAGGGACAGCGUUGCCAAAAGUGAUGCCAGGGCUCUUUUUGAAGCGGGAGAAAAUAAGCUGGGAACUGAGACUUCCGUCUUCAUUGAUAUUUUCACCUCCAGGAGUGGACCCCAGCUCUGUAAAAUAUUCAAGUACUACACUGCACAAGGAGACUCAACACUGGCUGAAGUAGUCGCUGAGGAGCAUACUGGAGACAUUGAUGACUGUCUCAUGGCCUUGGUGAAGUGUGCCUGGAACAAGCCGGCCUACUUUGCUGAGAAGCUUCAUCUGUCAAUGAAGGGCUUUGGGACCGAUGAUGACACCCUGACUAGGAUCAUCGUGAGCCGUUCUGAGGUGGACCUGAAGAAGAUCCUAAAUGAGUAUAAGAGGAUGUAUAAGAGGACUCUACAGCAGGACAUUCUGGACGAGACUAAAGGACAUUUUGAAAAGAUCCUUCUUGGCAUAUGUGGAAAUAAACUCUUUAAGAAGGUGACAGAUGAUGAAUCAGACCAGGACUUGGACAUGUUUGUUAAAACCCCUGUGAAGCCUCCAUACUAUGGCACAGUCACCCCACAGCCCCACUUCAGCGCCAUCAGAGAUGCGGCGGCACUACAGAAAGCCAUCGAGGCCAAAGGUGUAGAUGAGGCCGCCAUUAUAGAGCUGCUGGUGAAGAGGAGCAAUGACCAAAGACAGCAGAUCAAAGCUGCCUAUGAGCUGGACACUAGAAAGCCUCUGGAGGAGGCUUUGAAAAAGGCCUUGAAGUCGGACUUUGAGAAUGUAGUCCUGUCACUGCUCAUGACCCCUGCCCACCAUGAUGCUCAUGAACUCAGAGAGGCCAUGAAGGGUUUGGGGACUAAAGAGCAGGUCUUGAGUGAGAUUCUGAUCUCCAGAUCAAACAAACAAAUCAAAGAAAUUAAAAAGGUCUUCAAGGAAGUUUAUGACGAGGAUCUGGAGCAGGACAUUAGAAAUGACACCAGUGGAGAUUUUAUGACAACUCUACUUGCCCUCUGUAAGGCGGAUCGUAAUGAACAGUAUUAUAUUGAUGACGACAUUGCCAACCAAGAUGCAAAGGCUCUAUAUGAGGGAGGAGAGAAGCAGAAAGGAACGGACACUGCUGUCUUCAUCGAUAUCUUCACCAACAGGAGCGGACCUCAGCUCUGCAAGGUGCUGAAGCUGUAUUCCCAGUACAGUGACGUGGGUUUGGCUGAUGCAGUCAUGAAUGAGUUAAAGGGACAUACAGAGGACUGUUUCAUGGCAUUAGUGAAGUGUGCCUGGAAUACAGCUGCCUACUUUGCUGAAAAGCUUCACUUGGCAAUGAAGGGCUUUGGGAAUGACAGUGACACCAUGACUAGGAUCAUCGUGAGCCGUUCUGAGGUGGACAUGAAGAAGAUCCUAAAGGAGUACAAGAGGAUGUAUCAGAGGACUCUACAGGAGGACAUUCUGGCUGAGACUAAAGGAGACUUUGAGAAGAUUCUCCUGGCGCUGUGUGGAGACAACUGAGCUCCCAGCCCUCCACUCUGUCCACAGCGAGGAUAUCAAAGUAUGGGCCAUUUACGUCUGCCCUCUAGUCUGUCAGAAGAGUCCGUCCUCUUGGUUGUUCAUGUUACUGUGAUCCCAAGUCAUAUUUUGAGAUAUCAGUUCUCAGGUGAUGCAUCAUGGAGAGAGCUGUGUGUAACAGUUUCUAAAUAACAGCUAAUAAUAUAAUUAAGUGUUUCAUUCAUUACAGCAUUUUCUGUGUAGUGGAAAAAUGUUGCCUUGAGUUUUUGUGUUAAACUAACUGUAUUUGUCAUCAUUUUUUUGCUUUUGCGUUUGCUUAUGAAAUAAUAAAGGAGUGCAAUUUAAAUCCACCAUGAAA